UCUACUCUACAGAUGAACCAGGUCGGGUUCAGCUUCAGUUACAGGAGGAAAUUCUCUGUCUAGGAGCCUUUAGACUGUAACGAUGGAAGAGGAGGUUACCUACACUUCAGUCAUAUUCAAAUCCAACAAGCAAUUAAAAGACCUUUCAGCUAAAAAGGACGAGCAAACUGUGUACGAUGAAGUCAAGGUGCAAAAUAAAGCAACUGUACAAGCUCCUGACACAAAUGCUCAAAGGAACAAGCAAACUGUGAACGUUGACGUCAAGGUGCAAAAAAAAGCAACUGUACAAACUCCUGACACAAAUGGAUUCUUGACAGACAAGAAAUCAGAGGGCAGACGGCAGCAGUUGAAGUGCUGCUUGGGGACUCUUUGUGUUACUUUGCUGUUGGGCAUCAUAGGAGUCUGUGUUUACUAUACUGUAUCAUCUCAUUAUUUAAGCAUGGUGAACCAGUUGAAGCACAACCAGACGUCCCUACUGGCUGUCAUCCUCAACCACACAGACCUCAUCAAUAAACUCAGGUCAGACUCUGAAAACUUGACACAAGCUGUUGCUGUUGCUGAGAGCAAAGUCAAAAGCCUGAAUGAUGAAAAGCUGAACCUGAGCAAGGAGCUGGAAAACCUAAAAGAACCAAUACACAACGUCAGCCGAGCUCAGUGGAGCAUUGACGCCUACUGCCGCUCCAAACAUAAUAAUACAAGACAGUGUGAACCUUGUCAGAAAGGCUGGCUACUCAACCAGACCAGCUGCUAUGCCAUUAAUGAUGCUAAAGCUGAGUAUCGAAAUACCUGGGAAAAAGCUCGAGAAGACUGCAGAGGAAAGAUUUCAGAUUUGGUUGUUGUAGGGGACGGUGCUGAAAAGGAUUAUGUCCAUAAAAACAGCUGGGAAGAUUCAGGAAUCAAAGGAUACUGGAUUGGCCUGAGAGCAGAAGAUGGGAAAUGGAAGUGGGUUGAUGGAAGUGAUCUUACUGAUAGCUCCUGGAUGAAAGAGACUCCUAUCACAGGUCGCUGUAUAAUUUGUCAGGACCAAGGAUGGAAAUCAGUGAGCUGUGAAGACAAGAACCGAUGGAUCUGUGAAAAGAAGGCUUUAUCUCUUUAAACUAUAAUUAAACUAGAGUAGGCUACUAGAUAGUCUGAGGCUGUGGCUUGGAAGGCAGAGUAG
This is a messenger RNA of Mugil cephalus (flathead mullet), 1159 nucleotides long. RefSeq names its product CD209 antigen-like protein A. The record is from RefSeq and is a predicted model, not a curated record. NCBI's taxonomy places the organism in Eukaryota, Metazoa, Chordata, Actinopteri, Mugiliformes, Mugilidae.